This is a messenger RNA of Bemisia tabaci, 3832 nucleotides long. It is a transcript of the gene Pmvk, whose product is annotated as Phosphomevalonate kinase. Gene Ontology annotation, molecular function: phosphomevalonate kinase activity. The record is from RefSeq and is a predicted model, not a curated record. NCBI's taxonomy places the organism in Eukaryota, Metazoa, Arthropoda, Insecta, Hemiptera, Aleyrodidae. Gene Ontology annotation, cellular component: cytoplasm. Gene Ontology annotation, biological process: isopentenyl diphosphate biosynthetic process, mevalonate pathway; cholesterol biosynthetic process.
ACUUUACUUCACCUACUUCUGACGUUCCGGAUUUUUCAGUCAGUCUGGUCAGUCUCAGUUUGUCAGUUUUCACUGUUUUUCAGUUUCUGUCUAUCUCAGUCUUCAGGAAAUUAUAGUGAAAAAAUGGAAAUCACGAUCAAACGUAGGAAAGCGACGUGGUGGCGAUAUCUAUGUGUCACUAAUUUGAUGAUGUAGCCAUGUAGCAUACAUUUGCAAGAAAAAGUGAAUAUCUUACAAAGUUUCAUAUCGCGUAAAUUAUUCAUUCAAUCAUUCAGGACUCCACUUCCCCCGGCAGUCAGCCAAUUCAAAGGUCUCAUGCUGCAGAAUGAGCUAAUCUUGAAGUUUCAGUGCACUGGGCAGCUGUCAUGGACUGUCCAAAAUGCGUAGUACUUUUCAGUGGAAAAAGAAAGUCGGGCAAAGAUUUUGUUGCAGAGCGAGUCUUUAAUAGAUUGGGUGCUGAGCAUGCCGUUAUCAUCAGAUUAUCCGCUCCCAUCAAAAGUCACUGGGCAGAGAAGGAAGGUCUCAGUCUGGCUGAGCUGAUGGGCACCAGUGAAUACAAGGAAACUUAUAGAAAGAACAUGAUCAAAUGGGGAGAAGAAAAAAGGCUAGAAGACCCGGGUUAUUUCUGUCAAGCAGCCAUCAAAAUGACUAAUGCAAAUUUAAAACCAGUUUGGAUCAUAAGUGAUGCACGGAGGAUGACUGAUCUGGAGUGGUUUCAGAGCCAUUACGGAAAUAGUUUAUUGACAGUUCGCAUUAGAGCAGAUAUUGAUGUGAGGAAAAAAAGAGGAUGGAUUUUUACACAAGGAGUUGAUGAUGCAGAGACAGAAUGUGGCUUAGAUUCAGUGAAUAGCUGGGAUGUAAUAAUCGAUAAUAAUCAUAGUGAGGAUUAUUUGGAGGAAAAAAUUGAUGAAAUAUUGAAUUGGGUAAAAAAUAAAUUGUCUUCAUGACUUCAACUAGCUACCUAGAUUUUACCCAACUAUUUGAUGUCAUUACUACCAAAUAGAUUGUACUUUGGUUUUUUGGGUUGAACAAAUACUACUCUUGGAAAUGUUUUUUCCAGGUUUAAAUUAAAAGCAAAAGUACCACCAAUUGAAAUAGAAGUCGGCAUCUGCUAUUUUUACAAAUAACAUCAUUUGCUUCAUUACUUUCUGAAAAAUUAACAAAUUAGUCUAAGACUUGGCACAUGUCCUGUUUAGGUUUAAAGGAUUUUAAAAAGCCAUCAUUUGUGAAGUGGCAUUUUUGUGACACAAGAUAGAAAAUUAUUGUUUUACAUAAAUUUAUUGUACAUCAUAAUUAAAAUAUUUUUAUCCUCAGCAUAAAAUAUCUUUGAAGUUGAUCCGUUCAAGGAGCUUUGUAUUCAGUAACUAGCGUGCUUGCCAAAUUAGUUUGCCAACGUUUAAAGUGUGGCAGAACAUCUGAUCAUGGGCGAAAUUACUAUGGGGCCUAGGGAGGGGGAGGGGAUUGUCCCCCUCAGAAAUCUACUUGCCCCCUUCUAAGAAUUGUAAGAGAUUUUGCUAAAUAAGUGUGUUACAUAUUUUUCACCUUUUAAUUUUUAACUUGAUCAAUUUGUUCUUGAAAAUUGCUCUGAAGACGACCCAAUUUUUUAAAAUUUUCCGUGGGAGCUCCCCUGGACUUCCUCUUAGCCCAAGAAAAUUUUCGGGGUCCUCUUUUGGACCUAGGAGUUUCCCAUAAGUCCCCCUUGAUGGGGCGUUUUUUAUGCUCCCUAAAUCUUCCUUAACAAGGUGUCCUUCUAGCUGCAAGCAGUUCCUAGUUUCAUCCGUGGAUCCGAAGUCUUCAUUUUAGAAUUUAAACUGAAUGCAGAAAUGAACAUGAUUUAUCUUCUUCCUCUCUUUAAAAGUUGGCCGACCUGUUCACGAGAAAUUCUAUUCAGAAGAAAUCUAUUCAAAGAAUUCUAUUCAAAGAAUUUUAAAGACCGCCUCUUAUAUUAUUAGUUGUGCCGUGUUUUAAAAAAGCAAUGAGAAAAAAAAGAUCAUCACCUAACACAGCAUUGUUAUAUCUUGAUGUAAAUUAUAUUUACAUGUGCACAUGUAUUAUACCCAUACCAGCCUUUUUAUCGGUCAUUUUAGGUAGGAGAUGGGAAGAACCAUUAAAUUUGGAUUCCUUCCGGAAAGUUCUUACUUGAUCCUUACUGUCUCCGACUUGAAACAACCAAAAAAAUGCCUGUCACAGGUGAUUUGGGACACCUUGUAUGUAUGUCUCUUUCGUCCCUCUUUCUGAUAAACUAUGAUGCCUUAUUAUUUAUAUUAUAGAAUUUUCUACACAGUGGAAAAUCUAUCAACCAAAAAAAAACAUAUCAUUACAUUUUUAAGUACUUAGGUUUAAAAAAUUGUUUUUAUAUGUUAGUAAACCCAGUUGUCAAGGAUCAAGGUAACUUGUCGUAGGGUAAUUUUUAAGUUUUAAGUUGUUCAAUUUAAGUUCAUUGAAGGAAACCUACUCAUUCUUCUUGAUGCAGCCCUUUUUAUUGUCCCUCAAUGGCUUAGUGUUACUGAUUUGGAACAGUGCUUUUUUGAGUUUUUAAAAGCUGAACAAUUCCUAUGCGGAAUUUUCAGAUCUUUAUAUAUCCUUGGAAAUUAAGGAAUCACAAAAGUGCACCUGAAAGACCUCAAAUAUGCCAAAUUUUUUAUGGUUAGGUUAGGUAUUCAUGACUGUUCUGAACUAAAGUUUCUUUAAAAUUUUGUUGUGGAGACUCCAAAUGCCCAGUGGCGUUUUUGGUAGGUUUGAUAUUUUGCCUGGUCACCAACAGGCAGGAGAGAAAAAGAAAAAGACACCGGAAGAAAAGAAAUUUUGAAGACGUCCUGUUAGGUUUUUACAAUUGCUGUACAUUCUUGCAAGUCCUUGAAAUUUCCUUGAUUUUGCUAAAUUGGACUUUUCUCAAAGACCAUGGAUUUAGUCAUGAAGAGCUGCUAUGAACCAUGUGCAUGAAAGAUAAAGCAACUUCAAUGUUAACUGUUCCAAUCCAAAUACUCUUGAUUAUUAAUUUUUUUAUACUUUUAAAGAUGGCUGGGAAAUUAGUGUGUAACUCGAAUUUUUUGUGAUGGUUUCAGAUCAGUUUUUGAUUAUGGGAUACAAUUGUCAAAUAGUUAAAUUAUGCAGAGCGUGCUACGAAAAUGGUGCCAUGAUUUUAUCACAAUUCCUCACUUUCAAAUUUAUCCCUCCCGACGAUGAGAGAGCGGAAUAAGUAGAAUUUGAACUUUUUAAAAUGGCAAUUUGAAACGCUGAAAAUUCUGAAAUUAUUACCAAAUGAACUUUGCUUACAAUGAAUUACAGAACAUUUAGAAUCUUAAAAAAAUCAUUAUAAAAGAUGGUUUUCAGCUCCCACUUUUUGUAACAUUACCAACUUGGUAAAAUAAAAAAUAAAAUAAAUAAAUAAAUACAAAUUUCGACUGAGAAAACCUAGGAAAAAGAUUUUUUCAUUCAUAGCAAAAAGAAGACAUUUUGUGAAAAGCUGGGUUUUGGAACCUUAUCUCCAUCAGGUAGCCAGGUGGAGUUGAUAUUCUUGUAUGUUACUAUGCCCGUCUUCCACCCCUGGAUGUCAUAUUGAAACACUUUGAAACAGGGUAUUUGUUGAAAAAUUAUGAUUUAAGGUAUAUUUAUUUUUGUAACUGAGAGAUGUCAGUUAUGUCUAUUUUAUAUUCUGUAAAAUUUUUUAAUUUCGCGCAUUGAAUGAGUGAAAUAUCACUAUGCAUAAGUCUGUUCUUUGUUUUUUACUUGUUAAUUGACUUCUAUAACUUUUAUAGUUUCAAGUUUCAAAAUAUAUCUGUGCAUUGGAGGUGAUGGUGACCUUAAGAAUAAAAAUUUUCUGUAACCUUUC